AUGCGAGUGGACUCGGCUGAAUCCCGUUUGCGGCUCACAGCACCUGUCUUUGGUUUAGGGUCUCCGAAAGAAGAGCUGGCGAGGCUAGUGAAUUACCUAAGUGCAGCUGACUGCAGCUACUCCUUUAGCGGAUCUUUUCCGUCCUUCUGCACCAGAAAAUUCGGCGAUGAAAGCAAAGUGGCAUUGAUUACGUUAUUUACUUUUUCAUAUAAUGAGUUUGGCAGUCUCGAAAUACCUACGUCGUUGGCAGGACUGCCCAAUUUCCACGUCAUCACUCCAAGACCAACACCAGAAAGUACACGCCUCAACAUUCACCGUUACGGUAUUGGACCACCCAACAGGAACGAGACCGUCGAUGGCAAAUGGAAGCUUGACACCUUAGGAGCCAUAAUGACUCGCAUAUUCGGCGAAGCUGUCAUUGAUCUACUGCUGAUCGAUAUGAGUGGGGGAGAAGUGGCCAUCUACCCAGAAUUGCUGCGCCUAGCCAGCAAGGGCAAAAUCAAUCAAUUGGCCAUUCGUUCGGCACAUUUCUCUAUUUUGGAUGUAAUCGUUGUUAUUACUGGACUUUUUUGCUUAUGGUCUGAGGAAAAUGAGAACUACCGAAUGAUCUACUGGAACUUGCGCCAAAUGCAGAAUUACGGGUACUCUCGACGGAUUGGACGAGUUGAUCUGCCUCGUUAUGAUGUGGUUUUCGAGAGAAAAUAA
Ostertagia ostertagi is the source of this 705-nucleotide messenger RNA. NCBI's taxonomy places the organism in Eukaryota, Metazoa, Nematoda, Chromadorea, Rhabditida, Trichostrongylidae. The record is from the annotation of a GenBank genome assembly.